Molecule: messenger RNA, 2475 nt
Organism: Misgurnus anguillicaudatus (oriental weatherfish)
Lineage: Eukaryota; Metazoa; Chordata; Actinopteri; Cypriniformes; Cobitidae
Product: microtubule-associated protein RP/EB family member 3
Molecular function (GO): microtubule binding
Source: RefSeq, a predicted model, not a curated record
UGUAUGCUAUCGGGGGCGGCCCGUAACUAAGGAGCGCUGCAUAUCUGGCAACCCGUAGCAGCAGUGGACAGCCCUCACCUCGGUUUUGACAGCGAUAUUGCCUUCAGCCAGUGUCUUAUCAACAUUGGGGAGGACGCAAUAACAAACACAGAGAUGGCAGUGAAUGUAUACUCGACUUCAGUAACAAUUGAGAACCUGAGCCGACAUGACAUGUUGGCAUGGGUAAAUGACUCCCUCCUGCUCACCUACACCAAAAUAGAACAGUUAUGUACAGGGGCGGCUUAUUGUCAGUUCAUGGACAUGUUGUUCCCAGGUUGUAUUCUUUUAAAGAAAGUGAAAUUUCAAGCCAAGCUGGAACAUGAGUAUAUACACAACUUCAAAGUACUGCAGGCAGCUUUCAAAAGGAUGAAUGUUGACAAAAUAAUACCCGUGGAAAAAUUAGUGAAAGGAAAAUUCCAGGACAACUUUGAAUUCAUCCAGUGGUUUAAAAAAUUCUUCGACGCCAACUACGACGGAAAAGAGUAUGAUCCUGUGCAAGCCAGACAGGGCCAGGACGUGGCACCUCCACCAAACCCAGGUGAACACUUUUCCCACAAACCCAAGAGAACUGGUCUCUCAGGGCCUCAAAGAACAUCGCCAACAGUACCCAAAAACAUGCCCAUUCCACAGAGGGUGACCACCACCAUAAGGAAGAACCCUACACAUGCCAGAAAUGGGGGCAGUGAUGCUGAAAUCAUGGAGCUUAAUCAACAGUUGAUGGAGCUGAAGUUAACUGUAGAUGGUCUGGAGAAGGAGAGAGAUUUUUACUUCAGCAAACUUCGAGACAUUGAACUUAUCUGCCAAGAAAAUGAGACUGAAAACAACCCAAUUAUCUCUAAGAUAGUUGACAUUUUGUAUGCCACAGAGGAUGGCUUUGCACCGCCAGAAGAUGAUGAAAUAGAUGAGCAGGCCCACUUGGACCAGGACGAAUACUGAGCAGCAUCCCUAUUUAUGGGAUGACGUUGUGACCCGUCACCAUUUUCUCCGCCCACCACUCUGAAUGACCCGCCCCCCACCGCACGCUGUUAAUAACCCCUCAAUACCUGUCAACUCCAUGGGCUCACCAUACAAUAUAUACUCCACAUUUGUCUCCUCCCGCGCCGGUUUAUACACUACAUCUGUAUCAUCAAACAUUGCCACCCUUAUCCAGACAGUAGCACCAACACCACACACCUUUCCCAGCACAAGAAUGAACAAAAGUAAAGGUACAGUAUCAAAGAGUGGGUAGCAAAACGGACUAAAAAAUGUAAAUAUUGUGAUGGGAAAGACAUUUUUGAAGAAAAAAGAAAGAAAAUGAAGAUACUCGUUGCCCGGAAUGCAGUUAUAUGUUGUCCGCACUUAUUUUUGGGGUCGGUCUUGGCUUCAUACUGUAUGGAUUGGUCAUUUUUACAUCCAUCUGUGUAUUCAGCCUCAAAAUGCCUUUUUCACUGGCUAAUCACUUUGAAUUGUUAAAAUCGUCCAUUAGAAAAAUCCCAACAAUAUCAAGCUUAUGGAUAUUUUAUAGCUGCAACUAAUGUCCAGGUUAACUAGAUAAAGAUUAAUGAUAGAAAUAGCCGAAUUGCGUUAAGGCAUGAAUCUGUCAAAAACACGUCCUGGUCAGAUUGCUCAAAUACAGGGUUUAAUUUUGAUUUCAGGCUGAAAUAUGAUCUGGACAUGUUUUUGAGAUUAGGCUCGCUUUAUUAACCUGCUUCAUUCUGAGCUUUAGAGAAGACAUUUAUACUAAAUGUUGAGAGGCCAGUGACAGAGGUACAAUAAUUGAGUACUAAAGGAAAAAUAUGUGUAAACGUAUGUGCACAGGAUUUAAAAUGUGUAUAAAAGACUACAGUAACGUUAAAAACGAAACUUGUUUUGCUUAUACCCAGGGAGCAUGUGAAUGUUAUACAUUGACAGUUUAUUAUGAGUGAUUGUUUGUAAAUCACCUUUUUUCUCCUGUUAACAGUUCUGACGUGCUUGAUUGUGACAUCAUUAUGACACCUCAUUUGUCAUAGACUGAUUAUUAAUAGAAACUCACCACAUGGAUGGCAAGUAUAUAUAUAAGAUCAUUGAGCAUGAGGAACAAUGCUUAUUGUUACCAUGUACAGUAUAUUUUAUUUUAGUGGCAAUCACACAAGUGAUACUACUGAAUAGAUGAUGUCAUACUGAACUGACAUUUGCUGCUAGUGUUGCUGCAUUAACGCGUUUUAUUUUGUAUUUAUUUCGCUCAGCUAUUGAAUAGCACAUGGGCCGCGCAUUCUUAACUAAAUCAAAUCAGAUUUGUAAAAGGCCCUGAUCAAACUAAACAGAGAUGCUAGAUGCCAGAAUUGUUGGUUUGUUUUAACUUUACAGGGUGAAUCUGCUUCUCUCUGCAUAACAGAUCCAAGUCAUCUUGUAUUGUCUCAAUAUGGCAUUAGCUGUGUUUGCAUAAAUUGUUUUGAGUAAAUAAACAUUUGUGAAAAA